AUGGCAAGGACGGUGAAGGUAGUUUUAAGGUUAGAUGUGCAUUUUGCCAUGAAUUACAUGCGAAAAGGUAACAGACAGAGAUAGUCGAUUGAAACUUUUGCGGGAUUCGAAUCGUUGCUUUGUUUGUCUAAGGAUAGGGCACCGCGCAAAUACGUGUGAUACCACAAAGAAGUGUCGACAUUGCUCUGGACAACAGCACCAAUCUAUUUGUAAUAACCCUAGCAACAACCGUCAACAAUGUGAUGACAAGAAAGUUCCCGAGAACCAAAAUUCUAAUAAAGGUCCCGAAGGUUCAGACCCUCCCACUACCGCAGCUGUUACCCAGACAACCAAAGGAAGUGUUUUGUUGCAGACUGCCAGAGCUACUGUAUCGAAUGGGUCAAGAUUAGUUCCUGCCCGUAUAUUGUUUGAUACCAGAAGUCAAAGGUCUUACAUCUGGAAGUCGGUUCAAAAUCGAUUAAGGUUAAACCCGAUUGGAAAAGAAACCCUUCAACUAAACACCUUCGGCGAAAGCAAGUCUAAACGAGAAAACUGUGAAGUGUGCAAGGUAAACAUUGCAAACAAGAACAAUGGCAAAAGUAUAGAAAUUACUGCAAUUGGUUUUCCAACGAUUUGUGCACCCCUUCUCGCUAAGGUAAACAUAAGCAACAGUUUAGGCAAAACCCGGUUGGAUUGGUGGCGGACAUUGAGAAAGCGUUCUUGAUGAUCGGAAUCAACGAGGAAGAUAGGAAUAUGCUAAGAUUUUUAUGGUUAAAGGAUGCUAAAGAUCCACACUCUGAAAUUCUGAAGCUUAGAUUUUGUCGGUUGGUUUUUGGCUUACGACCCUCUCCGGCAAUCUUGGGAGCCACCAUUCAGCAUCAUCUAGAAACACGCGAGAAGCAGAAACCUAAAAUUGUUGAACAUCUAAAGAAAUCACUAUAUGUCGAUGAUUUUGUAUCGGGAGCUGAAAAUGAUGAAAGGGCACUAGAAAUCUACAAGGGUUCGAAGCAGUUGAUGAGUACAGGAGGAUUCAAUUUAAGAAAAUGGAGUUAGAAUUAUGAUAAUGUAGUGAAGGCCAUAGAUGCAUUGGAAAGCAGCGAAACAAUGAAUAGUUCAACCAAUAGUAAGUCCGACGUUGUUCAAGAGGACUUGUCAUAUACAAAGUCGACAAUUGCAAAGGAAUCCACUGUAACCGAUCCCACACAAGUGAAGGUCCUGGGUAUGGCAUGGGACACUGCUGAAGAUAAGUUUUUGUUCCAUUUGGAGGAACUGGUCGAGCACGCGAAAUCACUUCCUGUUACGAAGAGAUCAUUGUUAAAGUGGUCAUCAAAGAUCUUUGAUCCAUUAGGAUUUUUAUCUCUGUUUACGAUAAAGCUUAAGAUUUUAUUCCAGGUAAUGUGCUUGGAUUGACUGGGACAGUGAAUUGCAAGGAGAUGCAAGUAAGCAGUGGGAUGCUUUGAUAUCAGAGCUAGAAUUCCUUAAAACGGUCCGAGUGCCAAGAUGUUAUUAUAUUUCCAAUCAGAAUCGUCUCAUUACGCAAAUUCACAAAUUUAGCAAUGCGUCCGAGCGUGCAAUUGUCUACACGAGAACAGUUUACAAGAACAGUUGCGUUGACAUGAAAUUAAUGGCAUCGAAAACAAGAGUUGCGCCUGUCAAGAAGCAAACAAUUCCCCGUUUAGAACUGAUCGGUGCAACAUUACUAGCGAAGUUAGUAAGUUCGGUGUUGAGUGCACUCGAGUGGAAUGUGGAAAUAUUCUAUUGGGUUGACUCAAUGACUACACUGCACUGGAUACGAAACAGUCGUAUUUGGAAACAAUUCAUGCAACAUUGAGUGAACGAAAUAAGAAGUCUUUCACCUGUGGAGGCUUGGUGUUUUUGUCCAGGAUCCUUGAACCCGGCCGAUUUGCCUUCGCAUGGCAUUUCUGCUCAGGAACUUUCGAACAAAUCAUUAUGGUUUAAAGGACCCGAAUUCUUUGUUAAUGACGAAGACCAGUGGCCAAAAUGUCCAGCUACUAAUAAACCAGAACCAGAUGAAGUAUUGCGAGAAGUUGCUAAACAACCUUCGAAGUUAUAA
Molecule: messenger RNA, 2053 nt
Organism: Paramuricea clavata
Lineage: Eukaryota; Metazoa; Cnidaria; Anthozoa; Malacalcyonacea; Plexauridae
Source: the annotation of a GenBank genome assembly